AUGAGUCGCUACGAUGAUGGCGAACUAGAGAUAUCUCUAGCGCCUUCCGCAAACCGUCGCGCACAACAUAGACCCUCGGAAGUCAGUUCAAAUACACGUCGUCAAACCCAUAAUGGAGGGAACAAACCUGCUCCGCAGAAGAAGACGGAGCAGCGUGUGGGCGCAUAUUCGGUAAUACGUACAUUGGGAGAAGGAUCUUUUGGGAAGGUCAAGUUGGCGGUUCAUCGGGUUACGGGUCAACAGGUUGCGCUGAAGAUAAUUGCGAGGAAGAAGUUGAUCAGUCGUGAUAUGGCUGGGAGAGUCGAGCGAGAGAUCGAAUACCUUCAACUUUUGAGACAUCCGCACAUUAUCAAAUUAUAUACCGUCAUCAAGACCCCCACCGAAAUUAUCAUGGUUCUUGAAUAUGCAGGGAAUGAGUUGUUCGACUAUAUUGUACAACAUGGGAAGAUGAGAGAAGAUGAAGCCAGACGAUUCUUUCAACAAAUUAUCUGCGCAGUCGAAUAUUGUCAUAGACAUAAAAUCGUACAUCGAGAUUUGAAACCUGAGAAUCUUCUCCUCGACGAGAAUCUCAACGUCAAGAUUGCCGAUUUCGGACUCAGUAAUAUCAUGACAGAUGGGAAUUUCCUCAAGACGAGUUGCGGAAGUCCAAAUUAUGCCGCCCCGGAGGUUAUAAAUGGGAAACUAUACGCUGGUCCCGAGGUUGACGUUUGGAGUUGUGGUGUCAUACUAUAUGUUUUGCUCGUCGGGAGAUUACCUUUUGAUGAUGAACAUAUUCCAUCUCUGUUUGCGAAAAUUGCUAGGGGUCAAUAUAAUGUCCCCGGUUACAUGGGUCGUGAAGCUGCUGCAUUGAUCAAGAAGAUGUUGGCAGUCAAUCCGGUCUAUAGAGCUACCAUCGCAGAAAUCCGAGAUGAUCCGUGGUUCACGACAAAUUUGCCCGCUUAUUUGCAACCUCCAGUGGAAGAAUUCAUUGAUACGGGCGUUGAUUCGGCAAAGGCUAUCAAUCCUCGAGCGAUUGCACCUCAUGCGAGUCCGGCUAUUCAGGAGAAAUUACAUGUGCAAGUCACUGAGAAGAUUAGUAAGACGAUGGGUUACGGAAUUAAGGAUGUUCAAGAGGCUUUGGCGGCAGAAGAACCUUCGGCCAUCAAAGAUGCAUAUCUUAUUGUUCGAGAGAACAAGUUGAUGCAGGCUAAUCCAAAUCUUACGGAUGACAAGAACCAACUUCUCUUUCAGAUCCCUUCGCCUCCAUAUUACGACUCGGCAAUUCCAGCAGUGCCCGAGUCGCCUUCACUUAUCAUUAAGGAGCGGCCUGGUAAUAUUCAACCGGUAGUUACACCAUUUCAACCUCGACCUAGUCCUCUUCUCGAUGCCGUAUCGCCGAGAUCCAGUAGUUCUGUUGGUACAGAUAGAUCAUUUGUUCGACCGUAUGUGAGCAAAAUUGGAAUAUUGCCAAGCAGUAUCCCGCAGUAUCAUAACGAGUUUAUGCAAACACACAUAUCGGGCCAUCAGGAGAGCACUCUAUCAACAUCUCACUCAGAAACCGUUGAACCAUCACCUCAAACUGAGGCUGAAAAGGCGGAGACGGUUCGCCGAUUAAAUCCACAUUCGAGAACUCUAGCAAAAUUGGAUGAAGGCAAGAAACCCGCGGGUAUGACUCCAGUUCCAUCGAAAAAGGCAAAACCUACAAAGUGGCAAUUCGGAAUCCGAUCUCGAAAUCAACCUCUUGAGGCAAUUGGAUGCAUUUAUAGAGCUCUCCAGAAGCUUGGUGCAGAAUGGUUGGUGGGUGAUGAAUGGACACCUGGUCAUGAUGAAAAUAAAAGAAACAAUCGAAAUAAUGAUAACGAUGUUACGGAUGAUCCAAACGGAAGUGGCGCCUCUUUGCAUCGCGAAACUUCUAUGAAUGAAACUUCUUCGAAGAAAAAUAGAUUCAGCGGCAUUGAUAAAAAAGGCACCUACAAGUUACCAGAAGACCCAUGGGUCUUACAUGUCCGCUGGAAUAAAACUGAUAUUCGACGUCACUCCAUAGCCUCCCUGCAUAGUUCAGCAUCCAGUCCCGCAUAUCCCUCCUCACUACUCAAAGAUGAAGAAACCGAAUCCAUCGACGGAUGCGUCAUCAUGCACCUCGAUAUCCAACUCUAUGAAAUGGAACCCGGCGUCUUCCUCGUAGAUUUCAAAUGCGCAGGCUAUGAAACUAAAAAGGGUAUGAUGUGCGAGGAAAAGGAUGUGACUAGUCCUUUCCCAUUCUUGGAUUUGGCUAGUAAAUUGAUCAUUCAAUUGGCGGAAGCUGAUUGA
Sclerotinia borealis F-4128 is the source of this 2289-nucleotide messenger RNA. Lineage: Eukaryota; Fungi; Ascomycota; Leotiomycetes; Helotiales; Sclerotiniaceae. The record is from the annotation of a GenBank genome assembly.